Molecule: messenger RNA, 1023 nt
Organism: Anoplopoma fimbria (sablefish)
Lineage: Eukaryota; Metazoa; Chordata; Actinopteri; Perciformes; Anoplopomatidae
Gene: gnb3a
Product: guanine nucleotide binding protein (G protein), beta polypeptide 3a
Exons: 8
Coding region: 1-1023 (340 amino acids)
Biological process (GO): G protein-coupled receptor signaling pathway
Cellular component (GO): cytoplasm; heterotrimeric G-protein complex
Molecular function (GO): signaling receptor complex adaptor activity; protein binding
Source: RefSeq, a predicted model, not a curated record
AUGGGUGAAAUGGAGGAAUUGAGAAAGGAGGCAGACAGUCUCAAAGACCAGAUCACUGCAGCUCGUAAGGCGGUGCAGGACAGCACACUGCAAGAAGCAGCAGCCGGGAUCACCGUGGUGGGACGCGUCCAGUUGAAGACCAGGAAAACACUCAGGGGUCACCUCGCCAAAAUCUACGCUAUGCACUGGGGCACUGACUCCACGUUGUGUGUCAGUGCUUCACAAGAUGGAAAACUCAUAGUGUGGGACAGCAUAACAACCAACAAGGUGAAUGCCAUCCCUCUCAAGUCAUCAUGGGUGAUGACUUGUUCCUAUGCACCUUCGGGUAACCUCGUGGCUUGUGGUGGUCUGGACAACAUGUGCUCCAUCUACAACCUCAAGGGCAAAGAUGGGAAUGUCAAGGUUAUGCGUGAGUUGGCGGCACACACAGGUUACCUGUCCUGCUGUCGUUUCCUCAGCGACACUGAGAUCAUCACCAGCUCUGGAGACUGCACUUGCGUGCUAUGGGACAUUGAGACAGGGACCCAAAAGACCGUCUUUGCAGGACACCAGGGAGACUGCAUGUCCCUGGCCGUGUCCCCAGACUUCAAGUUUUUCAUCUCAGGGGCCUGUGACUACACAGCCAAGCUGUGGGACAUCAGGGAGGAACAAUGCAGACAGACCUUUGGGGGCCAUGAGAGUGACAUCAACGCAAUUGGGUUCUUCCCCAAUGGUAACGCAGUGAUAACGGGGUCGGAUGACGCCACCUGUAAACUGUACGACCUGCGGGCUGACCAGGAGCUCAUCACCUACCAGGACUCCAGCAUCAUGUGCGGGGUGACCUCCCUGGCCCCCUCCGUGUCUGGACGCCUGCUAUUGGCUGGCUAUGACGACUUCAAUGUCAACAUCUGGGACACACUGAAAUCUGAGAGAGUGGGAGUGCUGGCUGGUCAUGACAACAGAGUGAGCUGUAUCGGAGUGUCCUCGGAUGGGAUGGCGUGUUGCACAGGAUCCUGGGACAGCUUCCUCAAGAUAUGGAACUGA